Messenger RNA from Octodon degus (degu), 3040 nucleotides. RefSeq names its product VPS37A, ESCRT-I subunit (gene Vps37a). The record is from RefSeq and is a predicted model, not a curated record. NCBI's taxonomy places the organism in Eukaryota, Metazoa, Chordata, Mammalia, Rodentia, Octodontidae. Gene Ontology annotation, biological process: protein targeting to membrane; ubiquitin-dependent protein catabolic process via the multivesicular body sorting pathway; protein targeting to vacuole. The coding region runs from base 303 to 1496 and encodes 397 amino acids. The transcript is spliced from 12 exons. Gene Ontology annotation, cellular component: ESCRT I complex.
GCGGGUGGAGGCGGCUCGGGUAGUGGAACGCUGGGCCUGCAGGCUGCCUGACUGGCUGGUUUAGUCGUCUGAGCCGCGAAGGUGGGGCUGCUUGUCCCGGAAGGCAAGUUGCCCUCUCCAGCUGUUUGCACUAGUAGAGUGUCCCCCAGAAGCCGGUGCCGCGAACCUUACUUUCGUAGUGAAGACGCAGUCCCUGAGCGCUUGGGCCCCGGGCGUCUCUGCCUCUGAAGAACUGUGGGCUGAGCAGCUGGGAGAAGCAGGCCAGAGGCUUCUAGGGCCUGGGGCCCGGGGACCCCAGGAGAAUGAGCUGGCUCUUUCCCCUGACCAAGAGCGCCGCCUCCUCCGCAGCUGGGUCUCCCGGUGGUCUCACCAGCCUCCAACAGCAGAAGCAGCGCUUGAUCGAGUCCCUCAGGAACUCCCACUCCAGUAUAGCUGAAAUACAAAAAGAUGUGGAAUAUAGAUUGCCAUUCACCGUGAACAACCUGACAAUUAACAUUAAUAUAUUACUUCCUCCACAGUUUCCUCAGGAAAAACCAGUGAUCAGUGUUUAUCCACCAAUACGACAUCACUUAGUGGAUAAACAAGGAGUAUAUGUUACCUCUCCAUUAGUAAGCAAUUUUACAAUGCAUUCAGAUCUUGGGAAAAUUAUUCAGAGUCUUUUGGAUGAAUUCUGGAAGAAUCCUCCAGUUCUAGCUCCUACUUCAACAGCAUUUCCAUACUUAUACAGUAACUCAGGGGGAAUGCCUCCUUAUACAUCUCAGCGCUUUCCAUUUCUCCCUUCAUAUCCACCACAAGAAGCUAACAGGACUAUCACUUCUUUAUCUGUUGCUGACACUGUUUCUUCUUCAACAACAAAUUAUACCACAGCCAAGCCUGCUGCUCCUUCAUUUAGCGUCCUGUCAAGUCUGCCUUUGCCCGUCCCCAUAACAGACGCUGCAGCACUGAUAAGCCAAAAUGGUUUUGGUUACAAGAUGCCAGAUGUCCCUGAUGCAUUUCCAGAACUCUCAGAACUAAGUGUGUCACAACUCACAGAUAUGAAUGAACAAGAGGAGGUGUUACUAGAACAGUUUCUGACCUUACCUCAACUAAAACAAAUUAUUACCGACAAGGAUGACUUAGUAAAAAGUAUAGAGGAAUUAGCACGAAAAAAUCUCCUUUUGGAACCCAGUUUAGAAGCGAAAAGGCAAACUGUUUUGGAUAAAUAUGAGUUACUUACACAAAUGAAAUCUGCUUUUGAAAAGAAGAUGCAAAGGCAGCAUGAACUUAGUGAGAGCUGUAGUGCAAGUACCCUACAGGCAAGAUUGAAAGUAGCUGCACAUGAAGCUGAGGAAGAAUCUGAUAAUAUUGCUGAAGAUUUCUUGGAGGGAAAAACUGAAAUAGAUGAUUUUCUCAGUAGCUUCAUGGAAAAAAGAACAAUUUGCCAUUGUAGAAGAGCCAAGGAAGAGAAACUUCAACAGGUGAUAGCGAUGCACAGCCAUUUUCAUGCUCCUCUAUAGAUUUUCCUGAAAACAUGAACUGCCAAGAGAAAAGUGGGACAUGAAGCUAAGCACAUUGUGUUAUGAUUUGCAAGUCGGCAUUUCAUCACAGUGGCAGAAUUCACAAAUAUACAGUACAAUAUAGAUUGUAUAUAGGACUGAGACUGAUUUUGUAUAGAUUAGAAUGAUUGCUAUCAUCUUUGAGGAAUUUUUCUGCACUAUUUGCACUAAAAAUGUUUAUUUAUUGAUAAAUCCUAUCAUAUUUAAACUUCACUGCUAUUCCUCUUAUUGAUUAAAUGCCUAUGCAUGUAAUUUUAGCUAGUUUUCAAUGUUUUAUAAAGCUACUUAAUUUAAAUUUGUAGUUUUAAUUAGAAGUUGCCUCAUUUCUUUGUCAAGAAUUCUGCAUUAGAUUAUUUUACUCUCAACCUUUUUUGAAAAACUGUAUUUUCAACUGUGGAUACUUUUUUUCUUUCUGGAUGAUAAAAUACAAUUUAUUUUUGACUAUUCAUAGUGUCAGGAAACACAAAAUCCCCCAAUAUGCCAUCUUGAGUCAUAAUUUUUAAUACUUACAAUAAAUCAAGAGAGUAAACAGCUGCUUUUAUAUAUUGUUUUAUUUUUAAAACUAAAGCAUUUAAGAAACAAUAUAAGUAAAUGGCUUAUUUAAUAAAAAAUAUCUUUCACUUAAACCAGCCCCAAAGAAACUUUGAUUCUAAUAUUUUUAAAAUAUAUUAUCAGUGAGUUUGUGGUUGGAUAAUUAUACUUUCUAAAUUAUGUUAGCAAUCUUUGUUAAUGGUAAAUAUAGUUAUAAAAAAGUCAAUGAAUUGUUCCAAUCUUUACUGUGAGUUAGACGUUCGUAAAGAAAAAUGCAGAGCAAAAGCAAGGCCAGGGAAAGAACCCAGUGGCACAAAUGCCUGACUGGCAAUUAUAACAUCCUGAGCUUAAUUCCCAAAACAAACAAAAAAAUAAUACAGUGCUGUGGUGGUGAGGAUAUUUUUAAAUACUGAAAGCUCUAAAAGGUUCAUCAUCACUGAUAAAGUAUAAUAUAUAAACUUAACAUUUAAUUUUUACACAAUCCUAAAUCUUAAUGAAUUUAAUUGAAUUUUCUCAUUUAUUUGUUCUGUGUUCAGUGAUUUGUUGUAUUGUGUCAUAGGCUAUGAUCUCAGAUAAAAGCAGAAAAUCCUAGCACCCAAAAUGUUAUGCCUCUUUUGCAGGCACUACCACCUCCCCGAAUACCACUACACUGGCUUCAUCUUCAUUUUGCCUCUUCUCAAACUUCUUAAAAAAAUAGAUCUAAACAUCUGAAAUAUUGUAUGCGCUUUCUUGCACUUAUAAUUAUAGAUAUGGUGGUGGUGUUUGGUUAGAACUUUUGGGUUGUUUUCAAAUUUUGAACAUUAAGAAUAUAGCAGUUAUGGACAUUCUUGUACAUAUCGUGUAAUGGGAAAUGCACUUCUUAUGCCUACAGUGUGAAUUAGUGCAUAAUAGAGUGGUAAUGUACUUAGCCUUGUAGAUUCUACAAAAAUACUUUUCUAGAGUGAUUGUAUUGUCAAUAAACAUGAAACUUUUAA